Molecule: messenger RNA, 2768 nt
Organism: Calypte anna (Anna's hummingbird)
Lineage: Eukaryota; Metazoa; Chordata; Aves; Apodiformes; Trochilidae
Gene: KLHDC7A
Product: kelch domain containing 7A
Exons: 2
Coding region: 73-2145 (690 amino acids)
Molecular function (GO): protein binding
Source: RefSeq, a predicted model, not a curated record
CUUCAGCUUCAGGCUCCGGUUUGGCUGGGACAAUCAUUAAUCGGCUUCUCCUGGAUUCCUUGGGAUGGAAAAAUGCCCCAGCGGGUAACCCUGCCCUGGCAGCCCGACAUGCAGCUGGCCGGCAAGCUCGUCCUCUCCGCAGCCGCGCUGCUCCUCCUGACCUGGGCUUACAGGUUCUACAGAUCCCGCUCCUUGACCGGGGGGAAAAGCACCCAGGGAGAGGCGAGGGGGGAAAAGAAGGAAAAACUUCCCCAGGAUGCGGAUGGAGUGGUAGGAAGCAAGCCAGGAAGCAAGCUGGGAAGUGAACUGGGAAGCGAGCUGGGAAGCAGGUCAGGAAGGGAGCUGAGCUCCUCUGCCCCUGGGGCCAUGGCUGAAGCACAGAGCAGCAGUGGAGAAGGGGAAGUGUUUGCCCCAAGGAACAGGCUCCCUCUUGGGACUGCUGGUGCCCAGGUGGCAGGGGAGGGACGUACCCAGAGCACAGAGCAGGAUUUGGCCAUCGGUGUCAUGAGGCAGAAGACUGAGGGGCACUGGGGGACAAUCCAGACCCUGAGUGUUACCUCGGACCUGGGGCUAACGAUGACGGCGAGUGACGUGGGGUCAGAUGCCUCCUACUCCUUCUCCUCGGUGGCAAAGAUCCAGGUGGAGGAGAGCUACAUCGGGGAGCAGCGGGGGAGGGAUGGGGCUGGACAGCCCCUCCCCGGCCUCAAAGGUAAAGUCUACGACUACUAUGUCCAGUCCAUCUCCCAGUCGGUGUUGAAGAAGAGAUCUGUCCCCUACAUCCCUCCAGGAACAUCUCGGAGCAGCAGCUUGGGGUGGGUCAAUGAAAAGCUGCAGGGCCUUGCAACCCAGGGGAUGGAACCAGCUCUGGUGACACGGGACACUGCAGUCCCACCACCAACAGAGAACCCGGAGACCUCCCCAGAGCCACCAUCUCCUGGCCGCAAGGACAGCAUCCUCCGGAUUGCUGACAGUCCCCACCUCCAGCUGCCCUUGGAAGGCUUUGGGGUCUUGUCACCACCAGAAAGUCCUCAACCAGGGCUGGUGGCCGAUGCCAACUUCUUCCAAACACCAACACCCACCCAUCUGGACCUGGGGAACUGCUAUGAGGUCCUCUGCAUGGCCAAGGCACAGAAGCUGGGCCACCUCCAGGAGGCUGCCUACAAGGUCAUGAGUGACAACUAUCUCCAGGUGCUCAGGACACCCUCCAUCUACGGCCGUCUCAACGCCGCCGAGCGGGAGCUCAUCCUGCGUCGGAGGAUGAAGGGGAAGAUGUACAUGGCCACGGCAGACAUCAACGUGCAAGAGUCCAACCUCCACCCCAGCCACCUCUGCUACUAUGAUGAGGCAGGGGACUCCUGGCACCACCUCUGCCCCGUGCCCCCGGAGGUGGUCUCCCAGGGCUGCGCCAUGUGCAGCAUGUUCAACUACCUCUUUGUGGUCAGCGGCUGCAAGGGUGCGGGCCGGACACAGACGCCUUCCAACCGCGCCUUCUGCUAUGACCCCCUCACCAACAUCUGGAGGGAGAUCUGUCCCCUGAACCAGGCAAGGCCCCGCUGCAAGCUGGUGGCCUUGGACGGCCACCUCUACGCCAUCGGGGGUGAGUGCCUCUACACAGUGGAGCGCUACGACCCCCGGCGAGACCGCUGGGCCUUCACUGCCCCCCUGCCCCACGACACCUUCGCCGUGGCCCACACGGCCACCGUGUGCGACGGGGAGAUCUACGUGACGGGGGGCACCCUGCGCCGCGUCCUGCUGCGCUACAGCGCCCGCUCCGACAGCUGGAGGGUGAGCCCGGCGGGAGGGGGCGAGGAGAGGACGGUGGAGAUGGUGAGCACCGACGGCUUCAUCUACCGCUUCCACCUCCGCCGUGGCACCGGCAUCGGCGUCUACCGCUGCGGGGCCAAGGCCAAGCUGUGGUACCCCUGUGCCACCUACGCCACGUCCAACCCCUCCAGCUUCCGCUGCGCCGUGCUGGGCAGCCUCGUCCAUUGCGUCGGCCGAGACCUCCACCUGCGCUUCUUGGCCGACCACGUCUCCCCUCGCUUCGGGACCAAGGAGCUGCAGCCCUUCCCCUCACCCCGUGGCAGCCUCCUCCUGGCUGUCCUGGUGCUGCCGGAGGCAGGGAUGGCUCAAACACGGGUCUGAGGGAUCCGUGCAACACUGGUGGUGGCUUAGAUACGACUCGAUGGUGAAAGCUGAUAGAAGAAGCCACCAGGACCACAUGGCACAGCACCAGUGCUACCAGGACAAUGUUACCCAUCAAGCAGGCAUCACAUCUACUCCCACAAGUAGGGCAGGACACAAGUUACCUUCAGAUCCUGCCAAUAAACCCAACCUUGAAGUCACAAGGAAGAGCAAAGCAGGAGCUGGGUGGACUUAUUUGCUUAGAGGUAUUUAAAUAUAGGCGUGCUUGCUCGGAUGCAAAUAAACACUGGCUCCCCACGGGCUCCCAGCUGUGCACUGCCCCACAGGUAGCUGAUUUGCAAUAUUUGGGUAUUAAAUAUUGACCUGGACACACCACACGUGGGGGAUUGGAAGGGGAAGGAAUGCAGCAGCAGGGUUUCAGCCCUAAGGAGGCAUCACCCAAAGGUCAUCCCCAUCGGCAUCACGCCAGCACUGAGCCUUCAGCCUUGACCUCACACGUCCCUAGGGCUGGAGGUUGGGGGCAGAGGGUGCCCGGCUUCAACCCGUGCCUUGCUAUCUAUUAACUUAUCCUCAGCACAGAGUAAUAUAUAUAUAUAUAUAUAGGGAGAGAGAGAUUUGCACAC